Molecule: messenger RNA, 1071 nt
Organism: Coffea arabica (coffee)
Lineage: Eukaryota; Viridiplantae; Streptophyta; Magnoliopsida; Gentianales; Rubiaceae
Source: RefSeq, a predicted model, not a curated record
AUGGCUAAAAGAAAAUCAGUUGAAGCCCUUGACAAGAUGUUACAAGACAUAACAAAUAACGGCCAUUUUUUUGGUGGAAAAGUCAUUGUCUUUGGUGGUGACUUUCGUCAGACCUUACCGGUAAUCACACAUGGUACCAGAGAAGAUAUCAUAGAUACCAGUCUUGUCAUGUCACCAUUAUGGAGCAAAGUCGAAAAGAUCAGAUUAACAGUCAAUAUGAGGGCAAGACUUGAUCUAGAUUUCUCAACAUUCUUGAUGAGAAUUGGAGAUGGAAUAGAGCAAACUACUGAUGAAGAUGAAGUUCAGAUACCAGAAUCAAUCAACAUUUCUUUUCAAGAUGAUGAAACUUCCAUAAAUGCUCUGAUUGAUACUGUGUUCCCAAAUAUGGAGUACAUUACUUCAACAACAUCAUAUAUCAUCAAUCGAGCAAUAUUGAUGACAAGAAAUGACUUUGUUCAUCAGAUUAAUCAUAAGUUGAUAAUGAAAUUUCCAGGAGCAGAGAGAACCUACUUCAACAAUGAUGAACCAUUACACUCUUCAGUACAAUUCCAAGAUCAAGAUCUAUUGCAUUCUCUUACACCUAAGGGCCUUCCUUUGCAUGAGCUAAUACUGAAAAAGAACUGUCCAGUGAUGCUUCUCAGAAACAUCAAUCCAAGUGAGGGCCUAUCAAAUGGUACACGCCUAAUCUGUAAGGAAUUUUCGAAUAACAUAAUUCAAGCACAGAUAGCAUUUGGCUCUUUUGCAGGAAAAAUUGUUUUCAUUCCAAGGAUACCAUUACAAGCUUCUGAUGAUGAAUUGUCUUCAGUACAGUUCAAGAGAACUCAAUUUCCACUGCGCUUGUGUUUCGCAAUGACCAUUAAUAAAGCUCAAGGACAAACACUUGAUUAUGUUGGACUUUACCUCAGAGAACCAGUUUUUUCCCAUGGACAACUUUACGUUGCUUUGUCAAGAGCACGGACAGCUACUAACAUUAAAGUUCUGAUACAGCCACCACACGGACAAAGAGAAAGCACCAAUUUGACACGAAAUGUUGUCUAUCAAGAAGUGCUUUCAGCAGUAGCUAAUAGCUAA